Messenger RNA from Haliotis rufescens (red abalone), 1172 nucleotides. Its product is annotated as beta-1,4-N-acetylgalactosaminyltransferase bre-4-like. Lineage: Eukaryota; Metazoa; Mollusca; Gastropoda; Lepetellida; Haliotidae. Gene Ontology annotation, biological process: carbohydrate metabolic process; glycosphingolipid biosynthetic process. Bases 65 to 1171 code for a protein of 368 amino acids. The record is from RefSeq and is a predicted model, not a curated record. The transcript has 6 exons. Gene Ontology annotation, molecular function: N-acetyl-beta-glucosaminyl-derivative 4-beta-N-acetylgalactosaminyltransferase activity.
AGAGAUUCAAAUGGAUUAAUGUGAUUAAGUCAUCGUUUUGAAAACCAUUACGUUUAUAUUCAGAAUGCCCUUGUCACGGAAGAAAAUAAAGGUUGGCCUUAUCGGAGUGGUCACUCUAGGUAUGGUUAUUACCUUAUUUGUAUUGGAAAGAUCGUCGACACAGCCAGCAAAUAUUGGCAUUGUAACAAAGGACAACCUCUAUGUGUUGAACACAUGCAUGCCUCCACGAUCUGAUGCAACGCCCAGGGAGGAGGUUCGUAAUGACACAGAGACUAUCUUUAUUGGACGCUCUCCUUGCUUAACACACAAUGGUUCUAAACUUGUAAACAUGCCACAAUGCCAAGCAGUCGUAACAUCCUCAGCUAGGAAACUCAUCCCCAUCGACGUUAUACCCCAGACUUUAGAAGCACUGGAAGGCAUCCACGGGAAACGCUUGGAGCUUGGAGGAAUGUACACUCCGCGAGGGUGUGCGCCCGUCCAGAGAGUGGCCAUUGUGGUGCCAUACCGAGAUAGAACCUCCCAUCUCAAGAUAUUUCUGAAAAACGUGCACUACUUCCUGAAUAAACAAGGCAUACAGUACAUGAUUAUUGUUGUAGAACAGGCACCAGGCUCCAGAUUUAACAGAGGGAUGUCAAGGAAUAUCGGCUUCGUUGAAGGUGAAAAAAUGUGUGGCUUUGACUGUUAUGUCUUCCACGACAUCGACCUUAUCCCGCAAGUAGACGCCAACGCCUACAUCUGCGACGACAUGCCACGCUUUCACUCAAUCAACUUGGAGCGCUGGAAUCACCGUAUUCCGCCCCCAGUACGAUUUGGCGGCGUGGUGAGCUUUAAGCCAGAUGUGUUUAGACGAGUGAACGGCUACUCCAACAUGUACUUCGACUGGGGAGGGGAGGACGACGACAUCUACUACAGGGUCCGUGAAAGAGGUUACCACGUAGUCAGAUAUCCGAUGAAUGCCUCCCUGUACUUGGAUCUCACUCACCCACAGAGCUGGAUAAAUCCUAGCAGAUUUAAUUAUUUGAGGUCUGGAUUGGAUCGAAUGACGACUGAUGGGCUAAACAGUUUGAAGUACAGGAGAUAUCUGGUUGACUUCAGAGGACUAUAUACAUGGAUUUAUGCCGGAAUCGACGAGAGAGAGGUACUCCAAAAUGUCCAGCAAAGACAGGGUUGAA